AUGUGCCACGAAGAGAUUGCAGCUAAUGGCUGGACCAGCAUGCCAGUCAACGCUGGUGCCAUCUUCGGCGACCGGCCUUUCAUCAACCAACCAGGGUCUCUAUCUCUCAGUGACAUCAAGUUUCCAUUCGAUGACCCCACGGUCGCAAGAACUCUGAAGUAUGCAAAGGAGACCCUGCACCCCAAAACCUUCAAUCAUUCGAUGAGAGUCUACUUCUAUGGAAUGGCAAUCAGCAAGCAGCAGUUCCCUGAGCAAGCUGCUGCUUUAAGCCCAGUGACAUGGGCUUUGACAUGUCUACUACACGAUCUCGGUACGGCUGAGGAAAAUCUGACAGCAACCCGAAUGUCCUUCGAUAUCUACGGCGGUAUCAAAGCUCUCUAUGUUCUCAAGGACUUUGGUGCCAGCACGGAUCAGGCCGAAGCAGCUGCCGAGGCAAUCAUCCGACACCAGGAUCUGGGAGUUGAUGGAACCAUCACGUUCAUCGGCCAACUCAUUCAGCUGGCUACCAUUUACGACAACGUCGGUUCCCAUCCCCACGUCAAGGAUUUCGGUGAAAUCAUCCACGAAACCACUCAUGCCGCAAUCAAUGAGGCUUAUCCGCGUAACGAGUGGUGUUCACUCUUUGCGAGCAUCAUUCGUAAAGAGGAGGAAAUCAAGCCCUGGUGCCAUUCUACCCAUAUUGUCAACUUCGACAAGGAGAUCGAGGCCAACACCCUCAUGAAGAAGUGGGAAUGA
Messenger RNA from Penicillium subrubescens, 735 nucleotides. RefSeq lists its product as uncharacterized. The record is from RefSeq and is a predicted model, not a curated record. Lineage: Eukaryota; Fungi; Ascomycota; Eurotiomycetes; Eurotiales; Aspergillaceae. Bases 1 to 735 code for a protein of 244 amino acids. The transcript has 2 exons.